Messenger RNA from Equus quagga, 3231 nucleotides. RefSeq names its product chromosome 1 C9orf131 homolog (gene SPATA31G1). NCBI's taxonomy places the organism in Eukaryota, Metazoa, Chordata, Mammalia, Perissodactyla, Equidae. The coding region runs from base 1 to 3231 and encodes 1076 amino acids. The transcript has 3 exons. The record is from RefSeq and is a predicted model, not a curated record.
AUGGAAUGGCUGCUAGUGGGCCUGCUUGGAGCUGAGGGGGACAGGGGACUUCUCUGGGACCAGCUGAUCCAUGUCCUGACCUGCAGACACUGUGGCAGCAGCUGCCUCCAGAGUCCAGGGAAUCUGGUGAUACUAUUCUUGUUCACGGUUUGGCAGAUCCGGAGGUGGUGGCAGUUUGGAAGGUGGCAACAGCUUCAGCUCUGGUACUCUGGGAACAAGAUGCAAGGCAAGGGCCUACUGCUUCUGUACCAUGUGGCUUUCCUUGAUCACCUGUGGAAGCAGAAGUCAGAGGAGGAGGAGGAAGAGGAAGAUGAAGAGGAAGAAUCUCUGGAUCCACUGAAGCCAUGUUCUCUUCCCAAAGAAGCUCCUAUUGAAAAGCAAGCCACCACAGCCCCAUUCCAGCCAUCUUGUGGUUCUGAGGGCCUCCAGAAGGCCAUAGGGACAGCAGAGCAAGUACUCAUGCAGACCCCAACCCCUUCCACAUCCUUCCCCACCUUUCAGAUCCUGACCAACCUGCCCGUGAGGCACAAGACAGCAUCAGGCAGUCGUCUACAGCAGAGGAAAAGCCAGGUCUUCUGGGGUCUCCCCUCUCUGCACAGCGAGUCUUUAGAGGCCAUCUUCCUGAGCUCAGGUGGCCCCUCUCCCCUGAAGUUGUCUGUUGGUCCUUCUGUUUUCUUCAACAAACUUGCCUUCCUGCCUAGGUCCAACCUGUUGCUUGCCCAGUAUUGCUCCCCAACCCAGCUUCCUACCCAUGAAGUCCAGACUAUGAAAGAUCUGGAAGGAAUGGCCCCUGAUCCUCAGCAACUUCCCCUUCCAUCUUCCCCUCCUCUCCCAUCACUAUCCCUCCAUCUUAAGUCCUUUCCCAUGGACCAUAAGGGAGUCCUAUGUCGCACUGAGGCACAUACACAAGACCCCAUGACAGAGCCUCAAGAAUAUAAGACUCAUUGGGGAACCAGAGGACAUAAAGAGAGUCCUCAAGCAUUUGAGCCCCCAAUGCCAGCUCCCUGCCAACUCCCAAAUUCUCUGUCAGAACCACAGAAAGUCAGCCCUGAAGGAGGACCUUCUGCACCUAAGGAUUUCUGGGGAACCACGGGGCACAGAGAGAACCCUCAAGCCUCUGGGUCUCCAAUGCCAGCCCUCUACCCUCCCUCAGGCCCCCUGCCAGAAUUCCAAGUAGGCAGUCUGCUGGGAGAUCCAUCUGGAUACAAGCCCCAGUGGGAACAAAGAGAAAAUUCAGGAAACCCUUGGGUCUUUGUUCCCCUAGCCUUGGACCUCAACCCAGGGCUCUGUGGAACCAGACCUGCAUGUGUCCCAGAAGGAUCUGAAAUUCCAUGCAAGGGCAUGCAGAAUAGAGAAAAUCUUUGGGUCUCUGCAGACCCAGUAUCAUCUCCCAGACUUCCCUUGGCCUCUCUGCUGGAGUCCCUAGGAAUGGUCCCACAGGGAGUCUUGUCUGAGUCUAAAGCUUUGUGGGAGACCAUGGGACAGAGAGAGAACCUCUGGACCUCUGAGUCUCUAUCCCUUGCCCACAGCCCAUCUCUAGCUCCCAUUCUAGAACCCCACAGAGUCAAUCCUGUGGGAGGCCCCACUAGAUCAGAAGCUGCAGGGAAGGACGUGGAGCAUUCCAGGAAUUCCUGGGCUUCUGAGCCUUCAUCUCUGACCCUCAGCCCACCCUCAGCUCUUGUACUGGAGCCUCUUGGAGUUAACCCCGUGGGGGUCCUGUUUGAUUCUGAGGCUAGAUGUAGGGACAUACAACAGAGAAAGAAAUCCUGGGUCUCUGAGCUCUCAGCUUGCAGCUUACCCCAAGACCCAGAUGGAGCUAGUCCCUUGGGAGUCCUGUCUGACUCUGUGCCUGCUGGAAAGGAUAUGAAGCAAAAGGAAAUCUAUUGUGUUCCUGUGUCCCCAUUGUGGGGCCCCAGUCCACCCCCAAACUCUAUGUCAAAGUCUCACAUAAGUGAGCCUCUUGGAGACCAACCCAACUGUAAGCCUGAGGAGGAAGCAGCAGAGCAGAGAGAGAAACGCUGGGCCACUGAGCUCCCAGCCCCAAACCCCAGCUCACUCCCUCCUCCUCUACCAGAUCCAUACAUUGACUUUGAGUUCAUGUGGAGAAAUGUGCAACAAAGAGGGAUCCCUCAAGAAUCCAGCCCUCCAGCAGUGGAUCCCCUGCAGCCAAUACCCUGGCCUCUCACCCUAGCUGAAGCUCUGAAGAUUGAGCCCAACAAGACUGGCCUACUGAAGGGAGAGCAGUUAGGGGCUAAGGCAGAGACUCCAUCCUCCCGGGGAGAGGCUGUCCCAGAGGUGCCCUCCCUCUCUGGGAUCCAGGCCUGGCACUGGAGUAAAGAGUUGGAACUCAGACUGAAGAAACUGCAACAGAGCCUUGCUUCCAGAUCCCCUGACCCAAGUCAAUCAUUUGGCAGCUCCUGUGCCUUGAGCUCCACAACUUUAGGCACAUACACACUCUCUUCCUGCCCCCCACAGGAAGGCAGGAAUCCUCCCAAGCUGUGCCCUCACUCUUCAAGCUGCCGUGCCGCUAAAGUUCAGAGCACAGUAACUCAGCCUGUCCAGGUCUCCCACUGUUAUCAUUCCCAUUCCUCUUCCCAUUCUCAGCUACAAGGAUCUGGCAGGGCAGCACAAGGGUCUCAGAGAGAGGAAAGAAUGAAGGCGAAGAUGGUGGCCCAGGUCUCAUCCCAGGGGCCAUGUGUUCAUAUGGAGCCUGGUGAGAACUGCCUAGGCCUGAAACAGCCCUCAAACCCUGAGGUUCCAGCCUCAGGCAAGAGACAGGACAAGGCUUCAGCCCCAUCUUCAGCCAAAAAGAGAGACAGCCCCAGGAAACCCAAAGCAGGAGGCCACAGAGGAGGGGAUGCAAGACUGGGGUCAUCUACAGUUACAGGGAAGAGCCACCCAGCCCAGGCCAGAUUAGCAGAGGCUUCUGUAAGCAGACUUUCCCAAAGAUCUCAGCACAGGGACCAGAGCUCUCGACACACUGCUCUCCUCCAGCAGUCUCACUCCAAGGCUGUAGGUCCCCAGGGUCAACGAGGGCCAGGGUUGGGAGCUGGUGACAUCCUGAACCCUCAGCACUGUAAGCACUGCCCUUGGGCCCACAUGGAGAAGGAUCUGUCCUCUCCCACACCUCAGGCUCCCCUUUCUAGGGGUCUCCAAAAGGUGUUAGCCAAGUUUCUGGGUACCCAUGGACCCCUGCCCAUCACAUCCAGUCAGCAGAAGAAAGGCUGGUAA